AUGUACGCCUUUGUGCGGUUCCUGGAGGACAACGUCUGCUACGCGCUGCCCGUGUCGUGCGUGCGCGACUUCAGCCCCCGCUCCCGGCUGGAUUUUGACAACCAGAAGGUGUACGCCGUGUACCGGGGCCCGGAGGAGCUGGGCGCCGAGCCCGAGAGCCCCCCGCGCGCCCCCCGCGACUGGGGCGCGCUCCUGCUGCACAAGGCCCAGAUCCUGGCGCUGGCAGAAGACAAAUCUGACCUUGAAAACAGUGUGAUGCAGAAGAAAAUAAAAAUACCCAAACUUUCUCUCAAUCACGUAGAAGAAGAUGGGGAGGUUAAAGAUUAUGGGGAAGAAGAUUUACAACUUAGACAUAUCAAGAGACCCGAGGGGCGGAAGCCGAGCGAAGUGGCGCACAAGAGCAUCGAGGCCGUGGUGGCCCGGCUGGAGAAGCAGAACGGGCUGAGCCUGGGCCACAGCACAUGCCCGGAAGAGGUCUUCGUGGAGGCCUCGCCGGGCAUGGAGGACAUGGACAGUCUGGAGGAGGCCGUGGUGCCCCGGGCUCUGUAUGAGGAACUGCUGCGUAACUACCAGCAGCAGCAAGAAGAAAUGCGCCACCUCCAGCAGGAGCUGGAGCGGACUCGGAGGCAGCUGGUACAGCAGGCCAAGAAGCUCAAGGAGUAUGGUGCUCUCGUGUCAGAAAUGAAAGAGCUGCGAGAUCUCAAUCGAAGACUCCAGGAUGUGCUGCUUCUGAGGCUUGGCAGUGGUCCCGCCAUUGACUUGGAAAAAGUAAAGUCAGAAUGUCUCGAGCCUGAGCCGGAGUUACGGAGCACUUUCAGUGAGGAAGCAAAUACGUCGUCCUAUUACCCGGCUCCUGCACCUGUCAUGGACAAGUAUAUCCUAGACAAUGGCAAGGUUCAUCUGGGAAGCGGGAUUUGGGUUGAUGAGGAGAAAUGGCACCAGCUACAAGUAACCCAAGGAGAUUCUAAGUACACAAAGAACUUGGCAGUCAUGAUAUGGGGAACAGAUGUUCUGAAGAACAGAAGCGUCACAGGAGUUGCCACAAAAAAAAAGAAAGAUGCCGUCCCAAAGCCACCCCUCUCACCUCACAAACUGAGCAUUGUCAGAGAGUGUUUGUAUGACAGAAUAGCACAAGAAACUGUGGAUGAAACUGAAAUUGCACAGAGACUCUCCAAAGUCAACAAGUACAUCUGUGAAAAAAUCAUGGAUAUCAAUAAAUCCUGUAAAAAUGAAGAACGAAGGGAAGCAAAAUAUAAUUUGCAAUAAACUUUGGAUUUUUCAUAAGCCUUCUUGUUUUCCUUGCGUGGCGUGUGAUUUGCGGCCUAGUGCCAUCCAAAUCAGUCUCCACCAUGCAUGGUGGUGUGUGGGCAGGGAGCCAUUCGGGUUCUGGGGUCAGCAGCUUGUUCUGAACUUGGACUUCUCACUCCUAAGAAGGCAGCUGGACUUGUUGAAAUUUGGAACACCACCUCCAGCUCGGGAACAGCGCUCUCUUCUGAAGGGCAGUGAGUGUCUUUGCGUUGCCUACCACAUGAACCAGAAUUUGAACUGACAUUUUUACCAUUCAAGAACUUCUUUCUCUGUUCCUCUAUUUUGCUCUAUAAUAAAACUCCAUUAAUUCUU
Suncus etruscus (white-toothed pygmy shrew) is the source of this 1620-nucleotide messenger RNA. It is a transcript of the gene BEND5, whose product is annotated as BEN domain containing 5. Gene Ontology annotation, molecular function: DNA binding. The transcript is spliced from 6 exons. Bases 1 to 1266 code for a protein of 421 amino acids. The record is from RefSeq and is a predicted model, not a curated record. Gene Ontology annotation, biological process: negative regulation of DNA-templated transcription. Lineage: Eukaryota; Metazoa; Chordata; Mammalia; Eulipotyphla; Soricidae.